UUUCGCUUCCGGUUUGUUGUGCGAGUCUUAGCUGAGAGCAGUCGCUAGGGGGAGCGUCUAGUCGUGUCGUUCUUGCGGAAUUCAUCUCGAUCACCUGAUAAACGUAGCAAUGGCUGGCCGUCUAAUGCAAGCAGCGAGAUGCCCGACAGAUGAACUCUCUCUCACAAACUGUGUGGUUGCAAGUGAGAAGGACUUCAAAUCUGGGCAACAUUUGACCAUUAAAACCACACCCACUCAGAAGUUUGUGUUCACGGUGAGAACGCACCCAAGCGUGGUGCCAGGAACCAUUGCCUUCAGUCUACCUCAGAGGAAAUGGGCUGGACUCUCUCUAAACCAGGAUGUUGAAGUGAGUGUCUACAGCUUUGACCCUUCGAGACAGUAUGUGGGAACCAUGACGCUAGAGAUCGACUUCCUCCAGAAGAAGAGCGUUGACAGCAACCCUUACGACUCUGAUAAAAUGGCGAUUGAAUUUAUCCAGUUUUUCAACCCACAGGCCUUUAGUGUGGGCCAGCAGUUUGUCUUCAGCUGCUUUGACAAGCUUUUUUCACUGGUCAUAAAAGAUAUCGAGGCCAUGGAUUCCAGUAUCCUUAGAGGCGAGCAAAGCUCUAGCAAAAGACAGAAGAUUGAGAUUGGUCUGUUGCAUGGCAACAGUCAGGUGAUUUUUGAGAAAGCUGAGAGCUCAUCUCUCAAUUUGAUUGGAAAAGCAAAGACCAGAGGUUCUCGGCAGUCCAUCAUCAACCCAGACUGGAACUUUGAGCGCAUGGGCAUUGGAGGCCUAGACAAGGAGUUCUCAGACAUCUUCCGUCGGGCCUUCGCCUCGCGAGUCUUUCCUCCAGACAUAGUGGAGCAGAUGGGCUGUAAACACGUGAAGGGGAUCUUGUUGUUUGGGCCACCCGGCUGUGGUAAAACCCUGAUGGCGCGUCAGAUUGGUAAGAUGCUGAAUGCCAGAGAGCCGAAGGUGGUCAACGGGCCAGAGAUUCUGAACAAAUAUGUGGGCGAAUCGGAGGCCAACGUCAGAAAGCUGUUUGCUGAUGCCGAGGAGGAACAGAAGAGGUUGGGGGCCAACAGUGGACUGCACAUCAUCAUAUUAGACGAAAUUGAUGCCAUCUGUAAACAACGUGGCAGCAUGGCGGGCAGCACUGGGGUCCACGACACUGUAGUCAACCAGCUACUGUCUAAGAUCGAUGGUGUAGACCAGCUCAACAACAUCCUGGUCAUUGGAAUGACCAACAGGCCUGACCUGAUCGAUGACGCCCUCUUGAGGCCGGGUAGACUGGAGGUCAAAAUGGAGAUUGGCUUGCCUGACGAGACGGGCCGUAUUCAGAUCCUGAAUAUCCACACGGCAAAAAUGAAGCAGUCAAACAUGCUGGCCAAAGAUGUUGACAUAAAGGAGCUGGCUUUUGAGACCAAGAACUACAGUGGAGCAGAGCUAGAGGGGCUUGUCCGGGCUGCCCAGUCGACUGCUAUGAACCGUCACAUCAAGGCCAGUACUAAGGUGGAGGUGGACAUAGAGAAAGCUCAGAUGCUAGAAAUCAGCAGGAGUGAUUUCUUGACCUCUCUGAAUAAUGACAUCAAGCCUGCUUUUGGCACUAAUCAGGAGGAUUACAGUAGUUACAUCAUGAAUGGUAUUGUGAAAUGGAGCAAUGGUGUGUCUGACAUACUGGGAGAUGGAGAUCUUUUGGUGCAACAAACCCAGAACAGUGAACGCACACCACUAGUAUCUGUGCUUUUAGAGGGGCCUCCUCACAGUGGUAAGACGGCACUGGCGGCCAAGAUCGCAGAGGACUCCCAGUUCCCCUUCAUCAAGAUCUGUUCUCCAGACAAAAUGAUUGGCUAUACAGAGACCGCCAAAUGUCAGGCCAUCAAAAAGAUCUUUGAGGAUGCCUACAAGUCCCAACUGAGCUGUGUGGUGGUGGACGAUAUAGAAAGACUUCUGGAUUUUGUUCCCAUUGGGCCACGGUUCUCUAACCUGGUGCUGCAGGCUCUGCUGGUAUUAUUGAAGAAACCUCCUCCUCGGGGUCGUAAGUUGCUGAUUCUUGGCACGACUAGCAGGAAGGAUGUUCUGCAGGAGAUGGGCAUGUUGGACACUUUCAGCACUACAAUCCACAUCCCUAACAUCUCUAGAGGAGAACAUCUCAUGGAGGCCCUGGAGCUUCUCGGGGGUUUCCAGGAAAAAGAGCGAGCAACUAUUGCAAAAAUGGUGAAAGGACAAGCCGUGUGGCUCGGCAUUAAGAAGCUGCAGAUGCUCAUUGAGAUGUCACUGCAGAUGCCUAUGGAAUACAGAGUUAAAAAGUUCUUGGCACUACUGAAAGAAGAAGGAGCGUUUGGCUCUGAUAAACAUGUGGCCAUAUAGUGUCGGGAGCAGGGGAGUAGCCUGACAGACCAAGGCUAUUUUGAAGCAGUUAAAGGAGUCAGGAAAACACUGGGUGCACUUGAGAGACUGAGAGGGAGCAGACGCACAUACAGAAUAUGUCUCUAUCCCACACUUUCCUUAAGUAUAGUGCACUGUAUGUUUCCAAGCCAAUUACAGACACUGCCCAAUGUUCAACACUAGCUCCUUGACGUGCACAGGGUCUCAUAUUUGUACAGUGCCUCAGGUGUCUUAAGACAUCACGAAUUUUUUAAAUAGUACAUGCAUGUAUAUGAAGAUCUAAAAGGUGUUUUUUUAUAUAUAUAUAUAUAUAUAUAUA
This is a messenger RNA of Carassius carassius (crucian carp), 2690 nucleotides long. RefSeq names its product vesicle-fusing ATPase-like. The transcript has 22 exons. Gene Ontology annotation, molecular function: ATP binding; ATP hydrolysis activity. The record is from RefSeq and is a predicted model, not a curated record. Gene Ontology annotation, cellular component: Golgi stack. Gene Ontology annotation, biological process: Golgi to plasma membrane protein transport; SNARE complex disassembly; intra-Golgi vesicle-mediated transport. Bases 110 to 2353 code for a protein of 747 amino acids. NCBI's taxonomy places the organism in Eukaryota, Metazoa, Chordata, Actinopteri, Cypriniformes, Cyprinidae.